This is a messenger RNA of Anoplopoma fimbria (sablefish), 3219 nucleotides long. Its product is annotated as carbohydrate sulfotransferase 3-like. Bases 364 to 1671 code for a protein of 435 amino acids. Gene Ontology annotation, cellular component: Golgi membrane. Gene Ontology annotation, molecular function: chondroitin 6-sulfotransferase activity; N-acetylglucosamine 6-O-sulfotransferase activity. The transcript has 3 exons. The record is from RefSeq and is a predicted model, not a curated record. NCBI's taxonomy places the organism in Eukaryota, Metazoa, Chordata, Actinopteri, Perciformes, Anoplopomatidae. Gene Ontology annotation, biological process: carbohydrate metabolic process; N-acetylglucosamine metabolic process.
CUUGCAGCCUCAAACAUGAGUUCAUCUGAUCCACAGGCUUUACUUACCAUAACAAGUCAGGCUGCUUCUUCCUUUGGAUUGCAUAGUUUUUUGUAACAACGAGGGAGGUCUUGUUGGGAAGUAAUGGAUUUAAAUUCUAUCCGGAGUCGCUCUUUGAGGAAAGGCUGAUCAACUUCACGUAUGAACCGGAGCGGGAAGCCUUCAGACACCAGAGCUCAUCAUGAUGGAUGAAACAUCGCCUACAACGGGGAAUACAAAAUAACUGGAAGGCUCUUUAAGAAGGCGACUGGAGACUUGCAAGAUUGGCAGAACCCAUUAAGAAGCAUUCUGUAAAAGCAUAUCCAGUCACAGCUACAUCCAAGAAUGAGGAUCAAAUACACAAUAUCCAUCGUCUUUUUUGUGGCACUUGUUAUCAUUGAGAAGGAAAACAACAUUAUCUCAAGGGUGUCAGAUAAGCUGACCUUAAAGCAGACCCCCCAGACCCCUCUACAGGCCAGUGGUUUCUACCACAUACUGCCGAAGCACAAUGGUUCCUUAACCUCACUCAACAAGAUGGACUCUGCCUUCACGCUGAUGAAGCGGCGCCUGGAGGACUACAGCCAGCACCAAGAGGUGGUGACGGGGGGCAGGAAGCACAUCCUCCUGUUAGCCACCACUAGGACUGGCUCCUCGUUUGUGGGCGAGUUCUUCAACCAGCAGGGCGACAACAUGUUUUACCUGUUUGAGCCGUUGUGGCACGUGGAGAAGAUGUUGACGCUGGAGACCGGCGGCACCAACGCCACUGCGGCAGUGAAGGCGUACCGGGAAGUGCUCCGGCAGCUCUUCCUGUGUGACUUCUCCCUGCUGGAGCGCUUCAUUGACCCCCUACCUGUUGAUCAUAUCACCAGCGCUCUAUUCCGCAGGGAGUCCAGCAGCUCUCUAUGUGAGGAGUCGGUCUGCAGUCCGGGCAUCAAGGGGGUCUUUGAGCGUUAUCGCUGCAGGACCAGACGCUGUGGUCCCCUGAACUUGACCAUGGCGUCUGAGUCCUGCCUCCAAAAGGAGCACAGGGCCAUCAAGUCAGUGAGAGUGCGCCAGCUGGAGAACCUCCGUCCUCUGGCUGAAGACCCGCGCCUUGACGUGAAGUUCAUUCAGCUGGUUCGGGAUCCUCGGGCGGUACUUGCCUCGCGCAUGGUGGCGUUUGCAGACAAAUACAAGAACUGGAAGCAGUGGGCUAGAGAUGGGGAAGUGCCAAUUGAUGAUGACGAAGUGAGAAAGCUGAAAGGGAACUGCGACAACAUCAGAAUGUCGGCUGAGAUUGGACUCAGACAGCCACCAUGGCUUCGCAGGCGCUACAUGCUGGUGCGGUACGAAGACAUCGCUCGGUUCCCAAUGAGGAAGGCAACAGAGAUGUACAGGUUUACUGGGAUCCCGUUCACUCCAAAAGUGAAAUCCUGGAUCCUGAAGAACACCCAGGCCUCCAAGGAGGCCAGCGGUGUUUACUCCACGCAGAAAAACUCCUCAGAACAAGUAGAGAAAUGGAGGUUCAGUUUACCAUUUAAAAUAGCCCAGGUUGUACAGAAAGUUUGUGGACCAACACUGAAGCUUUUUGGGUAUAAAUUUGUAAGCAGUGAAGAAAUGCUAACAGAUAAGACUGUUAGUUUGAUUGAGGACAAAGUGUUCAACUUUUUAUAGACUUUCACGGACAUUAACUCUCAAACCAGAUGCAGGAAAAAACAACCUUUCAGAAAAACUCUGAAAAUACAUAUUUAUUAGGGUAAUGUAUCCUGAUACAGAGAGCCAGUGUGUGCUAUUUAAAAGUUUUGUAAUAUUUAAAAUAGUUUGAUGAAGAAAAUGUAUUGUUGAUCAGAAAGUUAAGUUAAAUAUUGAAGCAAGGGUGUAUAUAGAGACUUUACGUAUGGGAAAAUAGAAAGCUAUCUUUGUUUUUGCACUGCGGCCUUUUUUCUCUGCCAAACUGUAUCGUUAGCUUGUUCUGCAAGCCUGUCUAAAUUUUACUUCUUAGCAAAUAUAGGAAAGUCCCGUGGGAGAUAGCUGUGGGUUUGUGAACAAGAACGAACUGUUUCAAACACUUACAGGAACCACGCUAGUUUUUUUUUUUUCAGCAACUCCAGUUAGCAACAUAGGCUGCUUUUACACCAAAGAAACUUGAAACGAAAUGUUUUGCAUAGCCAAAAGUAAGAAAGAAAAGCUUUGUAUAGCAAUGCUUAUGGCAGGAAGAGGAAACACCAAUUUAUUUCUACGCAUGAGACUGAGAAGUAAUGUCCCAUGUUAAUUUAUUUAUUUCUUCUUUGCUAAGAGUCAUAAUGACUGUUUGUUCUGAAUGUGCAGGGUCUUUUCUUGCAUACAUAUACUGUAGUUUGCUGUAAAUGCUUGUUUGUAAUUGGCCAAAAGUUUUUUGAAGUUGUCCUCGGGAUCGGAAGGACCCAUUCUGUAAAAACAGAUGCUUACACUGCCACUGUACGUAAACAUUCCAACUGCAGCUGGUUUGCAGGAUUGUGUGAGGUUUGUCGGCAGGUCUGUUGACACAAGUCUGUUGGCUGGUGAUAAAAAGAGGCCCUGAUACUCCGGCCUGCCAGACUGUUUGCUGAUGUUCUAGUCUGUUCCUUUUGCAUCUUGUUUGUAACAAUAAAUGACAUUAACUGUUAAACAUCUGACUUUGGAAUGAAAAUACUGCAUGCAUAACUGUGGAAAACCGUUAUUUUAGUUAACUUGUCUGAGUUUCACAUCUAACUGACAUGAGCACAACUUCCCCAUUUCGUCAUCUUUCUCAGUUAUCUUUUUUAAUAAUCCAAGAGGUUGAAAGGGCAAGGAAGCAGAUGUGGCAGACCAAUGCAUAAGAUACUCACGUGGUUUAAAAUAAAAGGAACACCUGCCAAUACAGUAAACAGCUCACCUGCAAUAAACACUACCUUCGUAAAGCUUCUAAUGGAGUAUAGGUGUUAGUGGGGGUCUGUUUAUAAUUACAGCCCGUCUUUGCUGAUGUAUUUAUACCAGACGCAGGAACACUGCAUUUGCAAAGACGAACGGUGGUGACAAAAAAUUCAAUGACCCUUAUAGAUUAUUGGUUUAACAACACUACAAACUCAGGCCUCAUACAAGACAAAGUCUACAGCCCAGUGUCAGCUUUGUUAGGCUGUGCUUAGGCACAGUGAUGCUUUGUGCUAAAUGCUAACACCAGCGUGCUGACCUGCCCACAUGCUCACAAUGACAAUGCUAACAUGC